AUGGCUCAGCAGCAGCUGCAAUAUGCGAAGGACCAGCCCGCGGGCUUCAAGAACCGUGUCGAAAACAUUGCCAUUGUCGGCGUAGGAGGCAGGAUCGGCAAACAUUUGACCGAAGCGCUGCUGAAGACGGGAAAGCACAAGAUCACGGCUCUGACGCGGCCUGAGAGCACUACCAAGCCGGCAGAUGGUCUCGUCGUCAGGAAGGUAGACUACAACGACCCCGCAGCGCUGGUUGAUGCUCUCAGGGGUAAGGACGUCCUGAUCAUCACGAUGGCCGUCAUGGCGCCCAAGGAGGUCCAGUCGAACCUGAUCAACGCGGCCGCCGAAGCCGGCGUGGCGUGGGUGAUGCCCAAUGAGUACGGGAUCGACAAGACAAACGCGUCGCUGGCCAAGGACGUCCUGAUCGCGGAGCCCUUGAUCAAGACUUGCGAGUACAUUGAGAGUCUGGGUCUCUCUUGGAUCGGCCUGACAUGCGGCUUCUGGUACGAGUUCAGCCUGGCGGGCGAGGAGUGCCGGUACGGGUUUGACUUCACGACCAAGACAGUCACGUUCUUCGACGAAGGCACCACCAAGAUCAACACCAGCACCUGGAACCAAUGCGGACGUGCUGUGGCAAGUCUGUUCAGCCUCAAGGUCCUCCCCGAAGACGCACACGACACGAGUCCGAGCCUCUCCCGGUUCAGGAACAAAUCCGUCUAUAUUUCCUCCUUCCUGGUGAGCCAGCGCGACAUGUUGGCCUCCGUGCUCCGAGUAACCAGCGCAGGGGAUGACGACUGGACCAUCAAGCACGAGAACACGCAGGAGCGGUACAAGAAAGCUGUCGAAGAUAUGCAAAAGGGGGAGAUGUCUGGGUUCGUGAGGCUUCUGUACACGCGGGUCUUUUACCGUGAUGGAGGCGGUGAUUAUGAAUCGGCCAAAGGCACAGCGAAUACGCUUCUGGGUCUGCCGGGAGAGGAUCUGGACGAGGCGACUAGGCGAGCUGUCGAGAUGGCCGAAUCCGGCGAACCCGUGUAG
Messenger RNA from Cladophialophora psammophila CBS 110553, 1014 nucleotides. RefSeq lists its product as uncharacterized. The transcript has 2 exons. NCBI's taxonomy places the organism in Eukaryota, Fungi, Ascomycota, Eurotiomycetes, Chaetothyriales, Herpotrichiellaceae. The record is from RefSeq and is a predicted model, not a curated record. The coding region runs from base 1 to 1014 and encodes 337 amino acids. Gene Ontology annotation, molecular function: oxidoreductase activity.